AUGGAGCUGAAUGGAAGAGAGAAGAAGAGUCAAAAAAGGGGUAAAGACAACAAAGCCUUUGAGCCAGAGGAACAGGAUCAGAUACACACUGAAGCGGACAGAGCUUUCGAACUUGCCGACCAUGCACACAAAGAGAGAGACCAACAGAAAAAGAGUUUCCUUGAGAAGAAAAUGGAGGCAUUCCAGGACUGUUUGGCAGAGCACAGAGGCCAGAUCCACCUGAUUAUACACCUGGCUUUAGCAGCAGGCUUCGUUGCCAUAGUGAUAGCGGCAUGUGUCCUGAACUUCCAACGGGCUGUUGGGCUGCUGGUCAUCUCCUUGGUAACCGCAUUCUUCCUGGUCUGGGAUUGGAUGAUGGAACGCUAUGGCGACCGGGUGUGGGAGGAGCUCUAUCCUAUCAGAAACCUUCUCAGCAGAAACUGGUUUUGGAUGAGAUGGAUAGUGUACAUGUUGCUGCUGGUGGCCAUGGUGUGCUGGAUAGUUCUGGACACAGCCCGGCAAGGGACAAGGCAGCUUGUGUCGUUCGCUGGUUUGCUGCUCUUUAUAUUCUUAAUGUUGCUGUUCUCUAAACACCCAUUCAGGUGGCCUUGGAAAACUUUGCUAUGGGGGAUCGGGCUACAGUUUAUCAUUGGUCUGCUGAUCCUCAGGACCAGGGCUGGCUUAUUGGCCGUGGAAUGGGUUGGAAAACAAGCUGAGGCUUUCCUGAUGUACACAAAUGUUGGGUCUCAGUUUGUGUUUGGUGACAGUUACACAGACCACUUCUUUGUCUUCAAGGUGAUGCCAAUAUUGGUAUUUUUGAGCUCUGUCAUCUCCAUCCUCUACUACAUUGGCUUCAUGCCCUGGCUCGUUUGCAAGAUUGGAUUCAUAAUGCAGGUUACCAUGGGAACAUCUCCAGCAGAAUCAAUGGCUGCAGCUGGAAAUAUAUUUUUGGGGCAGACAGACUCACCUCUCUUGAUUCGUCCCUUCGUCAGUGGGCUAACUCGCUCUGAGUUCCAUGCUGUGAUGACUGGAGGUUUUGCCAGCAUCUCUGGUACCAUUUUAGGAGCCUACAUCUCCUUUGGGAUUGAGGCAUCACACUUGUUGACGGCCUCAGUGAUGUCCGCCCCAGCCUCCCUGGCCAUCGCCAAGACCUUCUGGCCUGAAACGGAGACCUCCAGUGUAACAGCCAGUCAUGACCUCAAAAUAGAGCGAGGAGAGAGUACGAACAUAUUAGAGGCAGCAUCCCGAGGUGCAUCUUCUGCUGUAGUUGUAGUCGCCAACAUUGUUGUCAACCUCAUUGCCUUCCUGGCACUGUUGGCCUUUUUCGAUGUUGCUGUGUCCUGGCUGGGCGGGAUGUUUGACUAUCCACAGCUCAGCUUCUCGCUCAUCUGCUCUUAUGUCUUCAUGCCCCUCUCCUUCAUGAUGGGUGUUUCGUGGGAGGACAGUUUCAUCGUUGCUGAGCUGAUCGGCAUAAAGACAUUUGUCAAUGAGCUUGUGGCCUUUCAGAAGCUGGCGGAGUUCAUUAGAAGGCGGGAAGCAGGAGGGCCUGAGUAUGUGGACAACGUGAAGCAGUAUAUUUCUGUCCACUCUGAGACCAUUGCAACGUACGCUUUGUGUGGAUUUUCCAACAUCGCUUCCCUGGGCAUAUCGGUCGGAGCACUGUCGGCCAUGGCUCCAGAUAGACGCGCUGACAUCUCCGGCUGUGGCCUCAGAGCUCUGAUCGCCGGCAGCGUCACCUGUUUCAUGACAGCUUGUAUUGCAGGCAUGCUGUACAUCCCUGAUCUUCAGUGUCCAUAUUUCCUGAGCGCACAGUUCAGCAACACCAACGUGACCAGCAGCUCACAACUAGUCACCUGCUGCACACAGCUAUAUACCAGUGUGACGGUGUAUGAGCCGUGGAACGUGACGAUGGGAGAAGGAUUCACUCCGAGCAGUCUGCAACGCUGCUGCACACUCACACCUCCUACACACUUCAACUGCAGCUUGGUGCUUUGA
Messenger RNA from Chelmon rostratus (copperband butterflyfish), 1974 nucleotides. Its product is annotated as solute carrier family 28 member 3-like. Gene Ontology annotation, cellular component: membrane. The transcript is spliced from 17 exons. Gene Ontology annotation, biological process: pyrimidine nucleoside transport; purine nucleoside transmembrane transport. Lineage: Eukaryota; Metazoa; Chordata; Actinopteri; Chaetodontiformes; Chaetodontidae. Gene Ontology annotation, molecular function: pyrimidine- and adenosine-specific:sodium symporter activity. The record is from RefSeq and is a predicted model, not a curated record. Bases 1 to 1974 code for a protein of 657 amino acids.